AUUGCACUGAAUAGCACCGGUCAGGCGCAGCACCCCGCACCCAGCCUGCACCGGGCUGUGUUACACUGCACUUGAAACGAUGACCCCCGAGGUGUCGCCCUGGUGGUUCCGGCUGGCGCGGCUGCUGGUGCUGCUGCACCUGCACAUGGCCGUGGUGGCGGCCGUCGACUACUGCCAGCUGCCGUCCUGCCCCGGCGGCUCGCACACGGCCUGCAAGUUCAAGCCGGGCUCCGGGCCGGCCGCCAAGUGCUCCAAGGACGCCAACGGGCUGAGCGCCUCCGAGAAGGACGACAUCCUCAACGAGCACAACAAGUUGCGGAGGCAGCUCGCCAACGGGGAGCUGGACGGCUUCGCGUCGGCCACGGACAUGGAGACCAUGAAGUGGGACUCGGAGCUCGAGCUGGUUGCCCAGACCUGGGCCGACCAGUGCGCCUACGGCCACGACCAGUGCAGGCACGUUGAGCGGUGGUCGGUAGGCCAAAACAUCGCCAUGACGGGCAGCAGCGCCGGCUUCCAGUCGGAGCUCCUCAAGAAGGUCAACAUGUGGUGGGACGAGUACAAGGAGUACUCGUACCACGACGGCACCUUCUACUUCGCCUCCGGCACGGGCCACUUCACGCAGAUGGCGUGGGCCAAGACCAACCUGCUCGGCUGCGGCCGCUCCAGCUACGUCGAGAACGGAUUCACCCAGGAGUACCUCGUCUGCAACUACGGGCCGGCGGGCAACGUGCAGGGCAUGAAAAUGUACACUGCCGGUGCUGCACUGCUGUCCUCGUCCCUCUCUUUUGUGGCGGCAGCAGCGGCAGCCUCCCUCCUCGCCAUGUGGUCUCUCCUGUAGCUGAUCCGUUCCCCUGAGCAAUGCGACGGCAUUAUUUAAAAAUGAAGUCACAAACUGAAAUCAAGU
Thrips palmi is the source of this 904-nucleotide messenger RNA. Its product is annotated as venom allergen 5-like. Gene Ontology annotation, cellular component: extracellular region. The record is from RefSeq and is a predicted model, not a curated record. The transcript has 4 exons. Bases 80 to 838 code for a protein of 252 amino acids. Lineage: Eukaryota; Metazoa; Arthropoda; Insecta; Thysanoptera; Thripidae.